AUUCUCCCUUCAAGGGCUUCCCAAGUCUGCCACUAAGAAGUCAAGGUUACAAUUUGAACUGCUGUGGUUGAGACUUUUUGUAUAGAGCUCAGAAAUCUUGGUAAAUUGGUAUGGACACUAAUUAAUUAGCAUUAAUGCUGUACAGAAGGACAGCAUGAAUAAUGGAUGUUUGUGGGGUGCCCUGUGGACUAUAGAGCUGGUGAUGGGAAACAUUUAUAAAAUAACCUGUUUCCUCCUUUCUAAACAAAGCGAUGCUAAAAGCUUGGGGCUGAUAGUUCUGCUGUUGACACUGGCAACUCCUACUCUAUCAAUCCAGACGAAGUAAAUUCACUUUUCUGGAGGCUCCGGCUCUGUAUGUAUUUGUGAGAGUCCAAGUGUGUCGAUCCCUGGAAUGCCAGCAUCCGCAGAUUAUUCUGGGCUCAGCAAUCCGUGACUUUGGUGCCAGAGGCAGCACAGGAAAGGCACUUUUUUUUCACUGCUCAGUUCCCAUCACCAAGGCUCUUCCCACCACCUCAGAGAGUCCUCUUCCUCACAGAAAUAAGGGACUGCGAACAUGGAAUAUGGCAUAUUCCCACAGACUCGCACUGGUUGGAGUUUACAAAGUCUGUGGUGAAGCAGUUGAGAUCCCAGCCUCCAUUCACCAUGUGUUUCCGAGUGAAGUUUUACCCCGCAGACCCAGCUGCACUGAGAGAAGAAAUAACUAGGUAUUUAGUCUUUCUGCAGAUCAAAAGAGAUCUCUACCAUGGCCGCCUCCUCUGUAAGACAUCGGAUGCUGCUUUGCUGGCAGCCUAUAUACUUCAAGCUGAGAUCGGGGAUUAUGACCCCGGGAAGCAUCCAGAGGGCUACAGCUCCAAGUUCCAAUUUUUCCCUAAACACUCAGAGAAGCUGGAAAGGAAAAUUGCCGAGAUCCACAAGACUGAACUCAGUGGUCAGACACCAGCCACAUCAGAGUUAAAUUUUUUGAGAAAAGCUCAGACUUUGGAAACCUAUGGAGUUGAUCCUCACCCAUGCAAGGAUGUAUCAGGGAAUGCUGCAUUUCUGGCCUUCACUCCCUUUGGGUUUGUGGUUCUGCAAGGCAACAAGAGAGUUCACUUCAUAAAAUGGAAUGAGGUGACUAAGCUGAAAUUUGAAGGAAAGACUUUCUAUUUAUAUGUAAGCCAGAAAGAGGAAAAGAAAAUUGUUCUUACAUAUUUUGCUCCAACACCAGAAGCCUGCAAGCAUCUUUGGAAAUGCGGAAUAGAAAACCAAGCCUUCUACAAAUUGGAGAAAUCAAGCCAGGUUCGCACCGUAUCCAGCAGUAAUUUAUUCUUCAAAGGGAGCCGGUUCCGAUACAGUGGCCGAGUGGCAAAGGAAGUAAUGGAAUCUAGUGCCAAGAUUAAAAGGGAGCCACCAGAAAUACACCGGGCCGGAAUGGUUCCCAGCCGGAGCUGCCCUUCCAUCACCCAUGGACCAAGAUUGAGCAGCGUCCCCAGGACUCGCCGAAGAGCUGUUCACAUCUCCAUCAUGGAAGGUCUGGAGUCCCUUCGGGACAGCGCCCACUCCACGCCGGUGCGCUCCACCUCCCACAGCGACACCUUCCUGCCUCACGUGCGCAGCGGCCGGGCCGACAGCAGCGAGCGGGUGGCGGUGAUAGCGGACGAGGCCUACAGCCCGGCGGACAGCGUGCUGCCCACGCCCGUGGCGGAGCACAGCCUGGAGCUGAUGCUGCUCUCGAGGCAGAUCAACGGCGCCCCCUGCAGCAUCGAAGAGGAGAAGGAAUCGGAAGCCAGCACCCCGACGGCCGCAGAAGUGGAGGCCCUGGGGGGCGAGCUGAAGGCCCUGUGCCAAGGCCACGGCGGGCCCGAGGCAGAACAGGUGAAUAAGUUUGUUUUAAGUGUCCUCCGUUUGCUCCUUGUGACUGUGGGACUCCUCUUUGUUUUGCUCCUCCUCCUGAUCAUCCUUACCGAGUCUGACCUUGACAUUGCCUUUUUCCGUGAUAUCCGCCAGACCCCUGAAUUUGAACAGUUCCAUUAUCAAUACUUUUAUCCCCUCAGGCGAUGGUUUGCCUGCAAAAUCCGCUCAGUCGUGAGCCUGCUCAUUGACACCUGAGAAGGUAUGACUCCUCCCAUUAACUAGCCAGGUGGACCGAGGAGAUACCUGCUACCCGUUCCCAGCAAUGGGACCCAUCGCGGAACCAUCGGCACAUAUAAGUCCUCCUCUCAUGACUCCAAGUACACUGCAGCCUAGGAGGGUUGUUUCCCGGGAGAAGAAAGGGAUAGGCUUGAGUCCUGCCUAAAUAAACUGGGGAAACUCAUUUUCUUCCGAAGUUCUUUCAAGAAAGACUCUGCGGUUCUUUUUCAUCUUUCCAAUUUGCAGGAUAGUUUCUGGUUUUGAAUUUUGAUUUUCAUAGAUGUGUAUUAUUUUGAAAUUAUCAAAUAAAAGAAUUUAUUUUAUUAUAAUUAACGAUUAUUCCAUUAGUGUCACCUGGCAGAUGGGACACUAGUCAAGGACUAGCACUGUUGUAUUCUGCAGGAGCCUUUGUAAUGGUGCUACUGAGUGCUAGCGGACUGGCCGUGGCAGCCUCAAAGGAAUGUGUUUGGAGUGCAGCGGUUUCCAAAAAGGGGAAUUGCUCGGGCGGGCUCCCCUCCCAGACAGAAUUUUUUCAUUAAGUCAUCUGCUUUGAAUAGUUUGGAAAGCUGGUUCACAUAAUCAACCCCUUUAGCAACUGGUCUGAGGUGGAUUUAUUUUUUUUCCCUUUUUCCCCCCAAAUCUGAGCAGAGUGUGGGCAUCUGAAGGGGCCACUGAAACAGCAGCAGCAGCAGCAACAACAGGGGUAGGGUAAGUCUGUUCCCUUAGACUAGAGCUCGGUGCACAUCAGGAUGUAUCUUGUUAUAUGAACUCAGUCAUCAGCGGAUUUUUCUCCCCAAGCUUCAACCCUUUUUUACUGGUCCAGAAGUAUUAAAAGUACUAAGGCAAUUGAAAUUACUGGCCAAGGAUUGCCCAUUCAGGAAUUUCAGGCAAAAGCAUAGCUAGCAGCAACCAUAGUUUAUUUAUCCGAAAGCUCUUUGAUUCAGUGGUACAUAAUUUGUACCACCCGAAAAGGACACUUUCACAAUGUAUGAUUUAAGAAGCAAAUGCCAUUUUGUUAAUCAUCUUUUUUUUUUUUUACUUUGUGGAGUGAGCAAAUAGAAUCUGAUUACAAAAUGGUUCAAGGAAGAAAUUGAUCCUGAGGAUGAAAAGCUUCCAGAAAAACAGAAUUUCAACAUCAAUAUCCAUGGAGGAGGCCAGAAGAAUCAGCCGAGAGGAAUUUCUAAGUCUAGAAGGUAAAAGAACUGGACUAAAUAGCGUGGAGUCACUGCUGGGGCCAUCCUCUUCAUCAGGAAAAUGAAGGCCCAAUAUCUUCACUGAGGGAAUCCUCAGCAACACCUGCCUAAGAACAUGCAGGGAAGGCAUAUGCUCGGAAAGGCACAAGAUCUUGCUUUCAUCUCAGGGAAAGAUUUCUAAGUUAUAUGGAGCCUAACAAAUCUUAUUAAGGAAGACUUGUAGUGUUCCUGAGACAUAUUUCAGAUGGCAGCUGCUUUUAUCCCUUGGGGAGGAGCAGAAUGAGCAGUUUUCAAGUUAGAUCUUCCCUUAUUAGCUGCAUACUUAGUCAAACCAGCAAAUGAACAGUAAUGAAAUGAUGAAAACGGGAUCCAUGAUCUUAAUAGAAAUCAAGGCUGUUGCACAAGCUUUUUUUUUUUAAAUACCAUUUUAUUAUUUUUAUGAAAGAUGUUUUUUUUCAUCUAUAACAUUAAAAAAUCUUCUCCUGCUCUUAGGUUGGCAGACCCAAUUACAUGCUAGGAGCAGGAGAUAUUAAGAUAUCUGUGACCAUUUUCCUUCAGAAACCUCAUGCUAUGUGAGGACCAUACCCCAUGCUAGACAAAAGAUGUCUGAAUCUGAAAGAACAGGAUGAUCCGGUGGAAUGGAUUGUCCCAGAACCUCCCUGCCAGCAACACUCUUUUUAGCAAUGACCUCCGGACAGAGUGGCAAACAGACCAAGAAUGCUGGGAGAGACAUGGGUCACUGAAUUUGCUUUCACUUUAAAAAUGAGAUGCUGCCAUUUGUAACAAGGCUUUUUAGCAUAGGACUACAAAUAAAAGGUAGACAAUGUGAGAAGAGGCUGCCAGGAGCUGGGGGCUGGUUUUAAUAUGGAUAUCUACUGUCUUAUGCAACAUAGCAGAUUACUUUUAGUGUAGUGUUCCUACCUCAGCCUGUAGUAACAUGGUGUUUCUAUGCAGCAAGUGAUAGUUUCAAUCCAGACCAUUUUCAUUAUACAUGAAAGAUACAGUAUUUCAUUUUUUAAUGUGUUACUUGUGUCUAGAGUCCAAAUGGUACAAUAGUGCUACACACCACUUCCUAUUGUGAGAUUUUGUCCAUUGAAUUGUUUUGUUUUUAAAGAAGAGUUUAACCCAAAAAAUUAUGGACAGAAUUUUUUGCUUAGAUUUACUUUUGAAAUAGACUGAAUAACAAACCUCCUUUGUCACUUACUAAUGUCAUAUGGUGUCUCUCCCACACCUUAGUACUGGUCGUGUUUUUAACUCAGUUUUAUUAUGUGUUCCACAAGGUUUCAAUUUUCUCUUCCAAUUAGUUUUAUUUCAUAGGAAAAGCAUUGGUUUCCAGAGCUUUGUCCAUCAGAGGAAACAAAUCUUUUAUUAAAGAAUAGUGUACUGCGUCCUUUAAGCAGAAGGUUAAACUACAGCAAAUGUGAAUUUCUUAGUUUCAUAAAAAUAGAUGUUAAUCCUUUCAUGUGCCAAAUCUUCGAAAGUUACAUUUUCCUUCAAUUGAUGUACCUUUUUCUACAUCCAUAAUAUGUAGUUAUCAUCAAGUCAUUGGUGCCAUGAAGACUAUUUUUAAAAUUAAAUAAAUAUUUAAAUAUCAUGGGAAA
Messenger RNA from Antechinus flavipes (yellow-footed antechinus), 4903 nucleotides. RefSeq names its product FERM domain containing 5 (gene FRMD5). Bases 643 to 2088 code for a protein of 481 amino acids. Gene Ontology annotation, cellular component: cytoskeleton. The record is from RefSeq and is a predicted model, not a curated record. Lineage: Eukaryota; Metazoa; Chordata; Mammalia; Dasyuromorphia; Dasyuridae. Gene Ontology annotation, molecular function: cytoskeletal protein binding. The transcript has 13 exons.